This is a messenger RNA of Bactrocera latifrons, 939 nucleotides long. RefSeq lists its product as uncharacterized. Gene Ontology annotation, cellular component: nucleus; transcription regulator complex. Gene Ontology annotation, molecular function: DNA binding. The transcript is spliced from 2 exons. Gene Ontology annotation, biological process: regulation of transcription by RNA polymerase II. NCBI's taxonomy places the organism in Eukaryota, Metazoa, Arthropoda, Insecta, Diptera, Tephritidae. The record is from RefSeq and is a predicted model, not a curated record. Bases 141 to 938 code for a protein of 265 amino acids.
GUUUGUGUCCGACUGAGGGUUGUACGAUUGUUGAAAUAGAAGUAUGCAGUUUGUCGUGUAGUCUCUUAAUCAUUACUGCGUUUAGUUGAAUAUAUUCGUGCCCUAUUUUGGAGAGUGUAUGUUUUAUUUUGGUUAUCAAUAUGGAUGGACUACAAGAUCACAAAUUUAAUAUUAGAUUAGUAAAAUGUGUGAAAAAAUAUCCUCUUCUGUACAACACUAAUUUAAAAGAAUAUACAAGAAGAGAUUGUAGAGAAAGAGCUUGGAUAGAUGUGGCAGAAGAGUUAGACUGUGAUCCAAAAGCCGCGCAGAAAAAAUGGCAAAAUUUCAGGAGUAUUUUAGUCAGAAAACUAAAGCAAAUGAAAAUGGGCGAACCCGUACAACAGUAUUACUUAUACGAUCACAUGAAAUAUAUAAUACCAUAUUUGAAGAAAACAUAUGAACCUGGAGCAUUAAAGAGAACAGUUAGACAAAUAGAUGUAGAGCCAGAUGAGGAAUAUGGGACUGGAUCGGAACAUAGUACUGAAGAUAUUGAAAUCAUUGAAGACCUGCCAGUAUACAGUCAAGACCCAAUUUAUCUCGAAAAUAAUGAACCAAAUGAAAAAUAUGCUCUAAAAAAAAUUAAGGUAGCAGUGAACUCGGAGGACGAAGGUGGACCAGAAUUCGAUAAUUAUAUGGUGUCUAAAUCUCGACAAAGUGAACUCACGGAGAAUAAUAUGGUUAACAAUAAAAUUACGAAUUCUACAUUAAUGCAUGCUGCGUCCACACCCGUGACAUAUAAUGAGCAACGCGACCAAACCAUGUCUAGAGAAACUCCGAAAAAACAAUUUGUAUUAAGCUUAUUGCCAGAUCUUAACGAAAUGACCAACUCACAAAUGCGACAAUUUAAGUUCAGAGUUCUGCAAUUAAUUGAUGAAAUAUUAAAUGAAAACAAUACCUAAA